Messenger RNA from Melampsora larici-populina 98AG31, 1068 nucleotides. RefSeq lists its product as uncharacterized. The record is from RefSeq and is a predicted model, not a curated record. Gene Ontology annotation, molecular function: cullin family protein binding; ubiquitin-like protein binding; ubiquitin conjugating enzyme binding. The transcript is spliced from 9 exons. Bases 1 to 1068 code for a protein of 355 amino acids. Gene Ontology annotation, biological process: positive regulation of ubiquitin-protein transferase activity; protein neddylation. Gene Ontology annotation, cellular component: ubiquitin ligase complex. Lineage: Eukaryota; Fungi; Basidiomycota; Pucciniomycetes; Pucciniales; Melampsoraceae.
AUGAUUGGGAUGUUACAGCAAGCCUUUGAUGAUCCAAGAAAAGCUGUACUCAAGUUUGUGCAGGUGGAGAAUGGUCUGAAACUUUCAGUGCUCAGACAACCAGAUGCUUAUCUCAGGUUGUGUGGUGAUUUAUUUGCACCAACCAGUACAAGAUGUCUUGCUGCAUCCAAUUGCACAUCAAUGUCUUCGACUUCAGGAUCAAAAGCUCAGAAGGAAAGGGUUAUGAGCGAGUUUAUGGGUUUAACAAACGCAAUACCUGCAGAUACUUCACGGAUAUGUAAAAAAGCAGGGUAUCGAUUAGAAGCAGCGAUUGAGAUGUUUUAUCGAGAUGGAACAGCUCAACUGAAUGCUGAUCGAGCGGUUAUGAGCCGUAAAAAAGCAUUAAGUGAACAGAUUGAAGGACUUCUGAAUACUCAAUUCGAUGGUUAUCAAGAUAAUGACUCAAAACGAAUGGAAAUGGAAGGACUGAUCCAAUACUUAGAAAGCUUAAGUCUCUCACCUGAAGAACCGAGUGUGAUUUGUUUAGCACAAUUAGUUGAAGCACCAAGAUUAGGAAUCAUCGAACGAAGUGGGUUUCGUCAAGGAUGGACAAAAGUUUAUUUAGAUCAAUUGGAAGAAAACGAAACGGAUUGGAUUCGAAUCAAAACUCAAGAAGAAUUAAUUACAUUUCAAAAAGAUCAUCUUCAAAACUUAUCUGAUGAAUUGAAAGAAGAUGAUGAUUAUUUUCAAAUUAUUUAUAGAUAUGUUUUUGAUUUUGGUAAAGAUGAAGGUCAAAAAAGUUUUGCACUUGAAACUGCUGUGGCAUUCUGGGAAAUGCUUAUACCGAUCGCACCUACACCUGAUGGAGAACCCUUCAAACAAGAGUACCUAGAAUGGUGGUUUGAACUCCUAAGGUCGAAAGGUAAAGCUGUCAGUAGGGACACAUGGAACUUGUUUGGAGACUUUGUUCAACAAUUUGAUGAUGGAUUUAAAAAUUACGAUGAAUCUGGUGCUUGGCCUUCUAUGAUUGAUGAUUAUGUUGAAUUAGCUAGAACAAAAUUAGGAUCUGAAACGAUGGACACAUCAUGA